Nannochloropsis gaditana CCMP526 is the source of this 1021-nucleotide messenger RNA. RefSeq lists its product as uncharacterized. The annotation marks the transcript as partial. The record is from RefSeq and is a predicted model, not a curated record. Gene Ontology annotation, biological process: NAD+ metabolic process; NADP+ biosynthetic process. The transcript has a single exon. Gene Ontology annotation, molecular function: NAD+ kinase activity.
AGCACCAGCGAGCAGGUUGGGCAUCCUCUUAGUUUUGGGGGCCUCAAGCGCUAGAGGAGAAACCCGCCUUAUUCCCUACCGUCGUGGGAUGGGGGUUGGCCACUUUAGAAGGCUUUUACUUGUUGUAAAACAUACGCCUUAUGAAAUGUAUUUGCAAAUGAAGUCUCAAGGCAAGGCACCGCUGGCAUUACGAUGGGAGCGCUUAAAGCAUCGUCAUCAAGUCCAUAAGGAAUGUGUCCAGGAUUUGAGCGAUCUGCUGCGCCGCAUGGAUAUGGACUUCUCUAUGGUUGGACGAGAAGAAUUGGACCGACAGCACCUGAAAAACGUUGACUUGGUGGUUGCGGUUGGUGGGGAUGGUACAGUACUAUCUUGCUCUCAUUUUUUGGAUGAUACAAUCCCCCUACUUGGCGUAAACAGCGACCCUUCCCGGGACGACGAGAAAAAGGUCAAUAAAAAGCUCGAUGAACGUCGAAGCUUUGGAGCCCUUUGCGCAUGUACAGCGUCUAAUAUGUUUGAGGUCAUUCCUGACAUACUUCAUGGGCAGAAUCAAGCGGGCAGGCGGACACGCAUACAAACCGUUGUGCGCGAUGCUUUGAAAGAGACUAAGCUACCUCCGGCCUUAAACGAUAUUCUCGUUGCUCAUCCUAUUCCUGCCGCCGUUUCUCGUUUUCGCUUAGGAUUCUUGAACAGUGCAGGAGAUGAAACGUCCCAUUUUAAUGUAUGGUCCAGCGGUCUUUGGAUCUCGACUGCUACCGGCUCCUCUGCAGCCAUGACAGCAGCCGGUGGCGUGCUUAUGGACCUGAAAUCAAGCGAGUUGCAAUAUAUGGUCCGUGAACACUUACUUGAGGCCGGUGGAGAGCAUCUAGAAAAGGAAGGUCAUGGUAUGCUCCAGCCAGGCAAUACUUUGCAAAUGCGCUGGAAUUCUCAGCAUGGCUGCGUUUAUGUUGAUGGCAGCCAUGUGCGUCAUAAUUUACAAUUGGGAGAUACUGUUAGUUUGUCGGCGGAUGCGCCUCCAAUUUGG